GUGCGGCGUGGCCUGGAAGCCGGCUAGGAAUGCCUACUCUCGGCCCAGUCGGACCAGCUGAGGAGGUCGGCUCUGGGGGCACCUGGGGGCAGGGUCCGGGAAGCUGCAGUUUCACACACUCUCCAGAAGAAUCAUCUCAAGCGUUGGUCCAGCUCCCUCCCAAGGAGCUGCAAGAGGGAACCUCAGAACUGAGCAGAAGCAACCAGGAUGGGGAGAAGCCCACAGUUAACUUGGAGGCCACAGCCAAUCAGAAAAAAACAGAGUCAAAUUCAACCCCAAAGCCUGAGAGUGGAGGGAAAUUAACCAAGCAAGCUGCUGAGGGCAAACCAAGACCCAGACCUGGAGACCUGAUUGAGAUUUUUCGAAUUGGCUAUGAGCACUGGGCCAUCUAUGUGGAAGAUGACUGCGUGGUCCAUCUGGCUCCCCCGAGUAAGGGUGAGGAGUUUGAGGCCGGCAGCAUCACUUCUGUCUUCAGCAACCGGGCUGUUGUGAAAUACAGUCGGCUGGAGGAUGUGCUGCAUGGCUGCUCCUGGAAGAUCAACAACAAGCUGGAUGGGACGUACCUGCCCCUGCCUGUGGACAAGAUUAUCCAGCGGACCAAAAAGAUGAUCAACAAGAUAGUACAGUACAGCCUGAUUGAAGGGAACUGUGAACACUUUGUCAAUGACCUCAGAUACGGUGUGGCCAGGAGCCAGCAGGUAGAGCACGCCCUGAUGGAAGGAGCUAAGGCUGCAGGAGCAGUCAUCUCAGCCGUAGUGGAGAGCAUAAGGCCCAAGCCUGUAACUGCCUGAAGGUGCUGGGAACUCCAAGCAGAGGAAGGACUCCUGCCAUUAGCAUGGACAACAUGCCUCCUUGCCUCCCCCUGCCUUCUCUCUCCAUAACCCUACUCAAGAGAAUUGUGAGCUCCUCGGAGAAUCUAGAAUGUAUCCCAUUGCCCCCCCAGAAAUACAUCCAAUAUGUGUGAUCAUA
This is a messenger RNA of Nyctereutes procyonoides (raccoon dog), 969 nucleotides long. RefSeq names its product phospholipase A and acyltransferase 5 (gene PLAAT5). Gene Ontology annotation, biological process: N-acylphosphatidylethanolamine metabolic process. The coding region runs from base 30 to 791 and encodes 253 amino acids. Lineage: Eukaryota; Metazoa; Chordata; Mammalia; Carnivora; Canidae. Gene Ontology annotation, molecular function: glycerophospholipid phospholipase A1 activity; A2-type glycerophospholipase activity. Gene Ontology annotation, cellular component: cytoplasm. The transcript has 6 exons. The record is from RefSeq and is a predicted model, not a curated record.